This is a messenger RNA of Anopheles cruzii, 2802 nucleotides long. RefSeq lists its product as uncharacterized. The transcript has a single exon. The coding region runs from base 1 to 2802 and encodes 933 amino acids. NCBI's taxonomy places the organism in Eukaryota, Metazoa, Arthropoda, Insecta, Diptera, Culicidae. The record is from RefSeq and is a predicted model, not a curated record.
AUGGCCCUCGGACCAGUGCACGGACUGAUGGUGGCAGUGAUGAUGAUGAUGGGUGUAACCGGGGGACGCUCGCCGAUGUUGCCACUGGGCAAGGAACCUCCCCGGACACUGCAGAUGAUCGGAGCGGCCAGUCCCCGGAUGCUGCACCGGAUCAGUGCGGAUCUGAAGCCGGACGCCUCGCAAGUGGUCCACAUCCAGGUGCCGUACUACAUCGAGCGGCCGAAGCGGCCCAAGAAGAAGUUCCAGCCGUGGCCACUGCGUGGCCAGCGCUUCGCCUCGCUGCCCACCUUCCCGCACACGAUUCCGAGCGUCCCGAUACCCUUCGGGCUGGGUUCCGGGUCACACACGGAGAGUGCGUUCAAACAGCAGUCGGGCGGCAACCGACUGGCCGCGGCCUUGGGAGUGAACCCGGGACCGUACGACACCCCGUUCGUGCCGGUCAUGAAGCCGAGCCCCGUGAACCCGCUGCACCGGGAGCCUCCGCCCGAGAUCAUGUUCGAACCGAUCAGUAUCCUGCCGCUGGAGACACCGUCCUUCGACACGCUGCGCAACCACGUGAACUUCCUGAAGCACAAGCAGGCGGCGUUUUUCGAGGGACAGGGUCGUGAGUUUGGAUUCGGUGAGGGUGCCCCGCCCGCAGCCAUCCCGGACGAGCUGGACUACUUCGGGGAACAUGAGCGACAGCUGGGUGAGGUCCAUAAGGGCGAUGCCGGAGGACCGGUGAACGGUGGUGAGCAGAAUACCCUGUCGGAAGACGACUUUGGUCAGAACGACCGGAAGUAUGAUCGGCGUGGUGUACCGGUCGGCCGGGAGGGUGACGAGUCCUCGACGGAAGAAGAUUUCUACGACACCGACGAGCGCAGGCAGCAUUACGCUCCGGAUGAAGAUUUCGAGGAUUCGCGCGAAGAAUCGGACCGGGCGGCGGCAUUCGAGCCGAAGAAGGUGUACACGCAGGUGCGUCACCAAGAGACCACGCGUCACGUCCGGCCUGCAGGUCCGGAUGAAGAUGACGGCGAGGAUGAUGACGGCGACGACGAAGACGAAGACCGGGACGAUCGGAGUGAGCGCGCCAACGAUGAGGAAGCGGACGAACCAGAACAUGAAGAAGAUGCACGGGAGGAGAACGAGGAUGCGAGACCGAUCCGGGAGCGGGUGAAGGAGGCUCGUAAAAACAUCGUCUACAGCGAGCAGGGCCACGAAGCGUCCAAGUUUGACCACGGCUCGGCGGAAUCGUACGGACAGUUCGAGCAGCAGCAGAAGCAGCCGGACGCAGGAUCCGCAAGGCGCAAGCGGAAGCGACCGCGCAUCAAACGAUCCGCGGCCGAGUCGGCGGAUCCGGAUGCAGCAACAGUAGCUACAUCCGGGGAGGUGGAUGAGGUCGCAAUUAUAUUGCUCACCGGCAACGACUCACUGCCGCUGGCCGAAGCCCUGACCGACCCGCGGGAGCUACACGGCGACGAACUGAUCCGGUUCCUGGACGAGGCGAUCGCAAACACGACCCAGUACCUACCGGACACGCACCUCGACAACCCGGAGGUCAUUAACAUUGUCGCUCCUCCCAGCAACGUCGUUAAGUUUCCGUACUACAACCGGCCGGUGAGCGAGAUCGACGUGGACUCGGCGUUACGCUACGCCGAGAACCUGACCACGUUCAGUGGAGGCGGCCCGUACGGGAACCGGGGCGACGUGGAGUGCAACGAGGUGGACGUGAACAUUGCCGACGAACCGGAGCCUACCGGCGGGGACGGUGACGGGGCGGAGCAGGGGAGUGAUGGCUUUCGGCCGAUCAAGCGGCUCCAGGGGCUGGGCGGCAAGAUCGAGUGUCUGAAGGUGCGCCAUUUCGGGCACGAACCCCUCGACAACCCGCUGUUCCGGGAGGAGUUUGUGGGAGGGUGGCCGCGCAAGAGCCUGCGGCCAACCGGCCCAGCUCCGGCGCCCACUCGACAACCCAAUCCGGCCGUGGCGGUCUACAACGACGUGAUACGCCACAUCAAGAAGCACCUGGCCAGCCAGCAGCAGCGCAAGAAGAACGCCAAACCGGACGAACCGGACACGCUGAUGAUAGCGGUGCCGCGCGUCCUGCGACUACCGGCGGCCGAAGCAGCACAGGAAGCAUCACAGGCGGCGGUGGGAGUGAAGCCGGCCCGCAAGCGUGAGGCAAAGAUAAUAAGCUUCCCGCAGGCGAACCCUGGGAUCCUGUCGAACCACGUCAGCUUCCCGAUCUUCGACAUCAGCAAGUACUUCCCGCGGUUCAUGAUGCGCGCCAACGACGACCUGUACGCGGACGAACCGGAUACCAAGGUCCGGCAGGGUCGCCUCAGCACUCCGAAGCCGCGCACCACCACCAAAGCCACCCACCUGCGAACGCUCGUCCGGACCGCUGAACAGCUCGCGGAGGGAGCGGUCGAGGUAGAGGAAAGUGUCGAGCGGCAACGGGUGACCACCGGGCGGCCGGGACGGGACGAUAUUGCGGAUGCGUUCGACGACUUGUUAGGCAAACCACUGAGCCCCACGCUGAAGCCACUGCAACCGAUCAAACCGUACGAUGUGGUGGAAGACACACGUGACACGGGACCGGAACCGACCUACAACAAGUCUGGGCCACCGUACGCGGCGCUCGCGCUGGAGCCACCGGUCGCGCAGAGCAUCCUGAGCCAGCGGCUGGAGCCCGUCAAUCGCAACCAACUCGACUUCCUGAAGGCGAAGCGGUCGGCCAAGAAACCCACGACGGCCCACGGGGUCCUCAAGCGGCCCCGACCGGGACAGACCCGCAAGAAGGUCCUGGUGUUCUACCAUCGAUGA